AUGACUUCAUCUUCUGAUAUCGAGGCCUUGAAGGCGGAAACUAUUGUGGAGACUGGCUCUGAAAAUAUCCCAGAUGCUCAGCACCCUACGCUUGCUGCUAAGCCAGCUGGUAACUCGUUUUCCAACCAUAUCAUAGCAUUUUUGGGUGAGUUUUUUGGCACUUUUAUCUUUCUCUGGACGGCUUUUGUUAUUGCCCAGAUUGCCAACCAGUCGCCUGCUAUUCCUCCUGCUGGCGAGGGCUCUUCGCCUGGCCAAUUGCUUAUGAUUUCCUUUGGCUUUGGCUUUGGUGUCAUGGUUGGUGUGUUUAUUUUCUUUAGGGUUUCCGGUGGUAACUUGAACCCUGCUGUUACCUUGACAUUGGUUUUGGCUAAGGCCGUGCCUCCAGUGAGAGGUGCCAUUAUGAUGGCUGCUCAGAUGAUCGCUGGUAUGGCUGCUGCCGGUGCUGCUUCUGCCAUGACUCCAGGCGAGAUUGCUUUUGCUAAUGGUCUUGGUGGUGGUGCUUCCAGAACUAGAGGUGUCCCUCUUGUGUUUGACUGUUUUGUUUUGGCGGUCGAGAAGGCUAGAGCCACUUUUAUGGCUCCAUUUGUCAUUGGAAUCGCUUUGUUCUUGGGCCACUUGAUUGCCAUUUACUAUACUGGUGCUGGUUUGAACCCUGCCCGUUCCUUUGGUCCUUGCAUUGCUGCCGCUUCUUUCCCAGACUACCACUGGAUCUACUGGGUCGGUCCAGCGUUGGGCUCUGUCAUUGCAUUUGCCAUCUGGAAGGUGUUUAAGAUCUUGGAGUACGAGAACUGUAACCCUGGCCAGGACUCUGAUGCUUGA
Molecule: messenger RNA, 819 nt
Organism: Candidozyma haemuli
Lineage: Eukaryota; Fungi; Ascomycota; Pichiomycetes; Serinales; Metschnikowiaceae
Gene: AQY1
Product: Aqy1p
Exons: 2
Coding region: 1-819 (272 amino acids)
Biological process (GO): transmembrane transport
Cellular component (GO): plasma membrane
Molecular function (GO): water channel activity
Source: RefSeq, a predicted model, not a curated record